Molecule: messenger RNA, 3268 nt
Organism: Limulus polyphemus (Atlantic horseshoe crab)
Lineage: Eukaryota; Metazoa; Arthropoda; Merostomata; Xiphosura; Limulidae
Exons: 4
Coding region: 62-2731 (889 amino acids)
Source: RefSeq, a predicted model, not a curated record
UCUAACGUAGUAGUUAUAUUCUAAUUCAAGAAACAAAGUAGUUGAACGAAUAGACUUAGCAAUGGUGAUUCGUGAAGGUUACUUGGACGUCAAGAUUCCUGCCAGAGACCGUGGAUUUGCUCCUUUCAAACCUUGGCGACAUCGUUUGGUGCGUCUUAGUUCCAGUCAACGACCUGAAGAUGAAGGACUUCUAAAAGUUUAUAUUCAGGUGUUAGUGGCGGCGAGCCCACGGAUUCAUGGCACAUCAGACAAGUCUGACUUGCACUUUCAACUAAUAGCAGAGGAUACUAUAGUGUUCAGAUGUUACUCUCGAACCCAUAAGUAUGCUUUUACUGUGUCCAAACAUCAUAAACCUCUACUUCACUUAGCCGGAAGUAGUGAAAGCGAAAGUCAAACAUGGAUGGCUACCUUAAGGGCAUCCUUGUGGCCACCUACACCUAUAUCUGUAUUAGAAGCAGCUCUAUCAACCAAGUUUGAAGUAUCAGUCAUUGAUGAUGAGUAUGUACACAGAGCAGGCCUACUUGGAGCCUUUGGUUAUCUUGCAAUUACUGACAAAAAGCUUGUGUUGACCAAUCCAAAAACAGGUGAUGUGAUCCAGGAAUGGUACUUCAACACCUUAUGUCGCUUUGCACUGUUAGAUCAAGAACAGGAAGAUGAUACAGGGAAAAUCUUUUCUAUAGAUAUGAGCAAAGAAAGUUCCACUGGUAGUGGUCGAAUGUUUUUCUACAGUACUCAAGGGAGAGAGAUUCUUCAAAAAGCAAAUAAGAUUAUUCAGCAACUUUUGGAGGGAUCAGUCACAGAGAAAACAAAAGACAGUCAAGAUCUUCAAGGAAUAGUUCAAACAUGGGAAGCUGAAGAUUACUACAAGAGACCUAAUCCUGAAACACGCAGCAUUUUAGAUUGUCCUAAUUUCAUCUUCAACAAGUCACUCACACUUACUGACCACACCUUUAAGGAAAACAACUUGCGAAUCCACAGUAAGCCUAGACCUAACACAUUAUCUUGGGCAUCUCUGUCAACACACUCAGAUUCUGGAAUUUCAGGUUGCUCAGAUCCACUAUGUUGGAGCCUUUCUUCUAAUCAUACAACUGGACAAAGUUUUCCAGAAAUCAUGAACUGCAGUUUAACUUCACUUCUAAGUGAACAUUAUGACAAUGAGGACUACAGCAGUGAUUCCUCUAGUAUUUCUUCCAUAUCAGCCACACCAGAAGAAAGCCUUCAUGAGUCAUCAGAAGCUGUUUUAAUGAAAAACGUUUUUCAUGAUAGCAAAGCAACAAAUAGUCAGCUGGGAAUAGCUGAUUUAUUAGGUAAAAAACUACAGAACCCUAAGAAUUUUCAAUAUGAAAAUUCUAAAACUAAAAUGAAAAUUACAGAUCCAACAUAUAACCUAAAUACCAAUGUUCAAAAUACACCUUCUACAGAAAAAAAUAAAGUUUAUUGUGAACUUAACAGACAGAGGUCAUAUGAAAACAUCUUUCUUAAUCACUACAGCUAUUCUUUCCCAUCAAAUGAACUGCAAGGAGCACUUUCAGAGUCAUCUUUAGAAGAAAAUCAGAGUUUCUUGACACUGUCUGCUUUUGCAGACCCAGAUUGGUCCAGAAGGACAUCUUUAGCUUCCCAAAGUUCUCACACAUAUGCAGAAGUUGGAUCGGGGUUAUCAUCAAAACGUCCUAGCAUUGCAAAAGAGGGAAUUUAUGAAGACAUAGACGAAUUCAGAGAGGAGCUGUUCAACAGACUAUCAGGUAAAGAUAAUGCUGAUAUUGAAAAACCUCCAUUACCACCCAAGGUAAUUUCUAGGAAUGAAUGCUCAACUACAGGAUAUAAGAUAUCUUUUUGUCAAGAAAUUAUUGUUCCAGAAUCUAUUUGUGGCAACAGUUCCAAAACUGAAGUGGAAGAAACUAUGAUGAAUGCAACAGUUCCCAAAUGUAACAUUUUGCCCAAACUUUGGCAAAUUGAAAGGAAACAAAAAUAUCCAACAAGUACAAAAAUCAAACUAGACACUCAUAAAAAAAGAGAAGGUACAUCAGACAGAAAUGGAAAAUCAAACAAUCACCACCUAGAAGAAGAUUCCUUUAGGUGGUUAUCAUUCAAAAAUCAUUCUUCAGAGGGAAACAUAAUUUCAGCAGUUGAAAAGUGUCAAUGUAACAUUUUACAAUUUUCAACACUGCCAAGUUAUAAUUCUUUGCAUGCCUCAGACAACUGCAAUUUGCAACAGGCACAGAAGAGAGAGCUUUGUAAGGAAAACUCUUGGCCCAUUUAUUCUCAUCUACGUUUUAACACUUCACCUGAAGUACAACAAAUCCAAUCAGUGCCAUCCCUUUUAUCAGAGCUAGACUGCCUAGAACCAAAGCACAAAGACUUAGGUAAAUUUCUUCAAAACCAAAAUGGGCUCUUCUGUAAAACACUCUCAAACAAUGUUUACAAGCAUAUGCUAGAUAAGAAUUCUUCAGAAGCCUUUACUGAAACACAGUCUAAUAUCCUUCACAAUCUUCCUAUAGUUAAAAUGAAUCAACUUCUCUCAUCUCCAGAGAGUCCAGAUGAGCCUAAUGGUGGGUUUUCAAAUUAUUCAAGUCUUGUAGCUAACCAGGAGGACUACUGUUACAUGCUGCCAUUAGUUGAAGUUUACAAGGUCACACACCUUUCCACAGCCAAAAGUAAACAUACUAAUUCUUGGUCUAACAGCAAACUUCAAAAUGAGCCACAUGAAAAUGGAUAUGUAGAAAUGAAAUGAGUUAUAAAUACUCAGUAAUCACAAAUAUGUAGAAACCCUAUUUGCAAUGUUGGUAUUUGUUCAGGUAGACAAUUUUAAGACUACACCAAAGCCUGAAGCUUUAGAAACCUGCUUAGAAAUAUACAAAAAGGGAAUACAAUGAUUUCUAAUACUCAUUACCCAAACUUCUGAAGUUAACUAUUCACAAUGUUAAAUAAGCAGACAGCCUACUGUUUUAUGCUGCCAUUUGAUAAGAUAAGCAAUGUUUUGUGAGCUUCACCUCCACCAGAAGCAGACAGUAUGUUUUGUUAAUGAACUGAAACAGUUUUCAUAUGUGAAAUUCAAGAUCAUAUAAUAAGUUUAAAAGUUACUUGAGAACAUUACGAGAAAUAAUUAUGAUUACCCACUUACAUUUUAAGUAAAAAAAUUAUCAGUCCUUUCAAAAUCUGUUGUUAAGUCUACCUCAAUAAUAAGAAUAAAUUUUGGAGCAUUUAUGUACUUCUCUGAGAUUAAACUGUUGAGAUUCAGGAGAGUAAUAUUAAGAAUUCUAGGUCAUUC